AUGUAUUAGGAUAAAGAGUAAGUUGGAGAGUUGCUUAAUGUUUUGGCUUUAUUGUAAGAUGUUGAUGAAGAAGUCUUCUCUAUCCUCAUUUACACAUUAAAAAAAGAGAAAAUUUUAGACUGCUUAGAAUUUCUCUCAUAAGAUUAAAAUUAAUUCCUUUUAGAAAUAGAAAGAUAACAGGUAGAUAAUUUAUCUUUGCUUGAUAAAGAAUAGACUCUCAAUAGGGAGAGAAACAUUAAGAAAAUAAUGGAUAUUCUCAAAAAAAUUCGGGAUCAUGAAUUUAAUAAACAGAAUUACUCUAUGGAUGAUUAUGAAGAAAUAAAAAAGGAUCUGAUCACAAAAAUAUAAUGUGGUAAGAAAAUUAUAGAAUUUCUCAAAUUUUUAGUCCAUCUUACAGCAUUAGAUGAUAAAUAUAUUUGGUGUGGAUCAAAUUCUUUUCAUGUGCUAGUUUAAAUGAAGGUUGAUAUGAGAGAAUAAUGUUUUGAGAACAUUAGAAUAAGAAAUACUUCCUUAAUAGGCGCGAAUUUGGUAAGAUGUGACUUAAGUGGGUCAGAAUUGGACAAUGUCAUUAUCAGUGGAGUGAAUUUGAAUUAAGCUAAAUUAUUUAAUUGUAAGUGGAGGAAUAUAAGGAUAAAUGAGGGGAUUUAGUUUAUUGGCCAUAGCAAUAAAGUUAAUUAAGUUUGCUUUCAUCCAAAUGGUAAAUCAUUAGCUUCUUGUAGCGAGGAUAAUUCUAUUAUUAUGUGGGAUGUUAAAACUGGAAAAAUAAAGUCAAGAAUCACAGGAUAUGAAAAGGUAAAAUCAGUAUGCUUCUCACCUAAUAAUACCACAUUAGCUUUCAUCUGCAAAAAAUUUGUGUAUUUAUGGAAUUUUAAAACAGGAAAAUAAUUUUCUAAAUUGAUUGGUCAUUCAUCAAUUGUAACUUCAGUCAAUUUCUCUCCUGAUGGUAUUACAUUAGCAUCUGGUAGUUAUGAUAACUCUAUCCGUUUAUGGGAUGUUAAGACAGGAUAAUAAAAAGCAAAAUUAGAUGGUCAUUCAAGGAUAGUUUAUUCAGUCAAUUUCUCACCUGAUGGUACUACAUUAGCAUCUGGUAGUCAUGAUAACUCUGUCCGUUUAUGGGAUGUUAAGACAGGAUAAUAAAAAGCAAAAUUAGAUGGACAUUCAAGGAUCGUUUAUUCAGUCAAUUUCUCUCCUGAUGGUACAAUAUUAGCAUCUGGUAGUGUAGAUAUCUCUAUCCGUUUAUGGGAUGUUAGGACAGGAUAAUAAAAAGCAAAAUUAGAUGGUCAUUUAAGUGGAAUUCUAUCAGUCAAUUUCUCUCCCGAUGGCACUACAUUAGCAUCUGGUAGUGUAGAUAACUCUGUCCGUUUAUGGGAUAUUAAGACAGGAUAAUAACAAAUCAAAUUAGAUGGCCAUUCAAGUGGAAUUCUAUCAGUCAAUUUCUCUCCUGAUGGCACUACAUUAGCAUCUGGUAGUUAUGAUAACUCUGUCCGUUUAUGGGAUGUUAAGGCAGGAUAAUAACAAGGCAAAUUAGAUGGUCAUUCUAGUGGAAUUCUAUCAGUCAAUUUCUCUCCUGAUGGUACAACAUUAGCAUCUGGUUGUUACGAUAACUCUAUCCGUUUAUGGGAUGUUAAGACAGGAUAAUAAAAAGCAAAAUUAGAUGGUCAUUCAAGGAUAGUUUAUUCAGUCAAUUUCUCUCCUGAUGGUACUACAUUAGCAUCUGGUAGUCAUGAUAACUCUGUCCGUUUAUGGGAUGUUAAGAUAGGAUAUUAAAAAGCCAAAUUAGAUGGUCAUUCAAGUGUAGUUAGUUAAAUUUGUUACUCUCCUGAUGGUACUACAUUAGCAUCUGGUAGUUGGGAUAAGUCUAUUUGUUUAUGGGAUGUUAAGACAGGAGAAUAAAAAGCCAAAUUAGAUGGUCUUUUAAAUUGUGUUAGCUCAAUUUGUUACUCUCCUGAUGGUACUACUUUAGCAUCUAGUAGUUAUUUUAACUCUAUCUUCUUAUGGGAUGUUAAGACAGGGUAAUAAAAAGCCAAAUUAGAUGGUCAUUCAAGAGCAGUUUAUUCAAUUUGUUACUCUCCUGAUGGUAAUACAUUAGCAUCUGGUAGUCAUGAUAACUCUGCCCGUUUAUGGGAUGUUAAGACAGGAUAAUAAAAAGCAAAAUUAGAUGGUCAUUCAAGUUGUGUUAAUUCAAUUUGUUACUCUCCUGAUGGUACUACAUUAGCAUCUGGUAGUUCAGAUAAGUCUAUCCGUUUAUGGGAUGUUGAGACAGGAUAAUAAAAAGCGAAAUUAGAUGGUCAUUCAGAUUAAGUAAGAACAAUUUGUUACUCUCCUGAUGGUACUAUAUUAGCAUCUGGUAGUUAUGAUAGCUCUGUCCGUUUUUGGGAUGUUAAGUCAACAAAAGAGCUUCUACCUCAAGAUAAUUACUACAAAGCUCUUUUAUCUUCGCUUAAAUUGCCGCUAUCUAGCCAAUUCAUUUUAUACAAUGGUGUUUAUUAAUUUUAUUUUUUAGCCUACUUUGAUCCUACAAUACUAAGACUAUGUUAAAAUCCCACGUUAGAAGCAAAAGGAGCUUUAAUAUUGAAAGGAGAAUUAUUUGAUUACAAAGGAUAUGAUUUAAGAUUAUUAUUUAAAUCUAAAGGAAGUUUGAUUUUAGAACACCAACAUUAAUAGCAAAAUAAUUGA
Molecule: messenger RNA, 2676 nt
Organism: Paramecium octaurelia
Lineage: Eukaryota; Ciliophora; Oligohymenophorea; Peniculida; Parameciidae
Source: the annotation of a GenBank genome assembly